This is a messenger RNA of Spodoptera exigua (beet armyworm), 660 nucleotides long. Lineage: Eukaryota; Metazoa; Arthropoda; Insecta; Lepidoptera; Noctuidae. The record is from the annotation of a GenBank genome assembly.
UUUCAUUCAGUAACAAUACCACAGUGAGUUGUAUUAAUUAACAAUUAAAAAUGUUCGUGUUUUUCACUUUACUGCAGUUGGCCUUCACCACAGCAUUUGCAGCUGUACUAUUCGAGGAUUGUGGAUCGAUGUACGAGCUGAGAGCGGUGUACAUAAGCGGUUGUGAUCGUCGGAUCCCAUGUUAUGUGACACUAGGACAAAACGUAUCAGUCACCCUGAGUUUUCAAGCCGAAUUGUUAUUCCGGAACAUGGACCAACAUGUAUGGAUGCACCUAAAUCAAGUUUCCUCACAAGCUGCAGUUACUCCUGAAACCUGCCAGCUGACGUACAAUUGUCCAGUGGGUACUACGACGGACGCAUUGACUUCAUUCACAAGUGUGAUGUCGGUGCCUAGAAACAUUCCAUCGAACCAGCGAGGUUACUUGCGUUGGCGCAUAGAAAACGAAGAAGGUAAACAAGUGCUGUGUUAUUACGUGACAGUGCAAACUCAAACUCUGGAAGAGCAAUUAAUGCGACAGCUCUUCAAUUCCUAUCAGUACGACACAGAGGGCGAACCAUCUUCUGACAACGAAAAAUCAAUUAUUCCGUGAUUAAUAUUAUAUGAUGCACUCGACACUGGCUGUAACGUCUACCAAUAAAUUGUUUGGUAUACAAAUCCAC